This is a messenger RNA of Eruca vesicaria subsp. sativa (arugula), 1747 nucleotides long. NCBI's taxonomy places the organism in Eukaryota, Viridiplantae, Streptophyta, Magnoliopsida, Brassicales, Brassicaceae. The record is from the annotation of a GenBank genome assembly.
AUGGGAGGGUUUGUCCAUCAAGAACAGCAUAUUCAUCAUCAUCAGCAGCACAUCCCUGACCUUAACCCUAAUUCCAUCCCAAACCCUAGUGCUAAACCAAAUUCGUCAUCAGCCAAGAAGAAGAGAAAUCAACCGGGCACCCCUGAUCCAGAUGCGGAUGUCAUCGCUCUAUCGCCAACAACCCUCAUGGCGACAAACAGAUUCGUCUGUGAGAUCUGCAACAAAGGGUUUCAAAGGGACCAGAACUUACAACUCCAUCGCCGUGGCCACAACCUUCCGUGGAAGCUGAAGCAACGAUCCAACAAAGAGGUGAUAAAGAAGAAAGUAUACAUAUGUCCUAUCAAGACUUGUGUUCACCAUGAUUCCUCUAGGGCCCUUGGAGACCUCACUGGGAUCAAGAAGCACUAUAGCCGCAAGCACGGGGAAAAGAAGUAUAAGUGCGAAAAAUGUUCUAAGAAAUAUGCUGUUCAAUCUGAUUGGAAGGCACACGCGAAAACUUGUGGCACUCGUGAGUAUAAGUGCGACUGUGGCACGUUGUUCUCCAGGAAAGAUAGUUUCAUCACACAUAGAGCGUUCUGUGACGCAUUGACAGAAGAAGGUGCGAGAAUGAGCUCACUUAAUAAUAAUAAUCCGGCGAUCUCUACAACAACGAUGAUGACGACGAGUCUUAAUUUUGGAAAUAAUUCACAUGCUAUGAAUAAUCCAAAUCUUCCUCAUGGAUUUGUCCACCGAGGAGUUCAUCAUCCCGACAUCAAUGCUGCUAUCUCUCAAUUUGGUUUAGGGUUUGGACAUGAUAUAAGUGCAAUGCAUACGCAAGGUUCAUCUGAAAUGGUACAAAUGGCCUCCACUGGGAACCACCACCUCUUCCCCUUGUCUUCAUCAUCAUUCCUCACUGAUUUCUCCGACCACCAAUACAACCAACAAUUCGAAAUUCCCACAACUUCCACAAACCCUAAUCUCACCUUAUCAUCAUCCUCAACAACACACCAAACCUCAGCUUCACUCCCAUCACUACAGCAACAACACCACUCUUCUUUCUCUCCACUCUUAUCCUCUGACAACAAACAAAACAAGCCUCUCUCUCCAAUGUCUGCCACUGCUCUCUUGCAAAAGGCUGCACAAAUGGGAUCCACUAGAAGCAACUCCACCACCUCUCCGUCCUUAUUCGCCGGCCCAAUAAUGACGUCAUCAUCAUCCGCCGCUUCACCUCCUCCUCGAUCAUCUUCUCCAAUGAUGAUCCAACAACAACUCAAUACCAAUGCAUCAAGAGAGAACCACAAUCUUGCUCCUCCAAACAGUGGUGUAACCACAAGUAAUGUGGAGAAUAAUAAUCCAUUUCAAUCAAACCGGUCAGGUCUAAACACGGCUCAGCAGAUGGGUUUAACCCGCGAUUUUCUUGGAGUGAGCAACGAGAAUUACCCUCACCAAACGGAUCGCCGUCCAUAUUUGCCUCAAGAACUCGCAAGGUUUGCUCCAUUGGGUUGAUCAAUUAAUGUAUGAAUUAAUUAGAUUCGAUUCACUGCCUAUUUGGCAUGUAAAUCAAGAGAAAGAUGGAGGACAAUAUUUUGUUUGUUACGAGGAGACAAGUCUAAGAGUCGUACUCCCUUGUGAGGCGGUCGGGAUGUGGGGACAAAGGUUGACAAGAUACCAUCAUAUCAGUUUGCAUUAAAUGCUAUGUACUUUUACUAUGUUUAUGAUGAUCAGUUUACAAUAAAUGCUAUGUACUUUUACUAUGUUCUGAUGAUCA